Drosophila ficusphila is the source of this 788-nucleotide messenger RNA. It is a transcript of the gene mRpL35, whose product is annotated as 39S ribosomal protein L35, mitochondrial. Gene Ontology annotation, biological process: translation. Gene Ontology annotation, molecular function: structural constituent of ribosome. The transcript is spliced from 2 exons. The record is from RefSeq and is a predicted model, not a curated record. Gene Ontology annotation, cellular component: ribosome; mitochondrion. Lineage: Eukaryota; Metazoa; Arthropoda; Insecta; Diptera; Drosophilidae. Bases 123 to 659 code for a protein of 178 amino acids.
UCGCCUUUCUUUGUGUGAAUGGCGGACAGCUGACUGUUACGCGAUUUGUUAAGAAGAAGAGCAAUUACGAUUUUGUAUAGAAAUAAGUUUUAUUUUGAGUUUUUGCUUUGAAAGUCUGUGAAAUGCUAAGAUCUUUUGUGACAAGCGCGCUGCGCAGCGUUUGCCGCCAGUCGCCGGCUGCGCCAUCAGUGAUUCCUUUGGUGCAUCAGACACAACGUGCCAAUUUGAUGACUUUAACCCGCCCCAGCCUUCUGCCUGCUCCUUCGCUUUUGUCCUCUGCUCCUGUUCAGUUCCUACAACUGCCCGGUGGUUUGUCAGUCACAGGAUCUCCAGCAAACACGCGCACCGUGACCAAGUUCUCGCUGAUCAAAGGAAAACGGAAGACCGUCAAAGCAGUACUAAAGCGAUUUAAGCGUUUGGAUUGGGGCGCCUGGAUACGCACGCAUUCUGGUCGUCAGAAGAAGCUCUUUAAGAAAUCAGGAGCCCUGCGUCGCCGACUCAAGCAGCACGUCUUCACCAAUGCAACGCAGAGCUGGUUGCUGGACAAGAUGGUCACCAGCUUCUGGCGCCGGCCAAAGCACUAUAUCAACGAUCCCUAUAAGCCGUAUCACAGCCGCAACGAAUACUAUGCCACACAGUCUAAGACUUUUAAAGUCUAAUCUUUGUUAAUUAAAUAAUAAUAAUUGAACGCUUACAAAAUUGUAGGGAUGGUUUCUGAAUAUUUGGCUUGCAACAGACAUUAACGCCCAUAUCCAAGUACCAUUAAAACUCGUAUCUCUUUGAUUAAA